AAUCUAUAGUCUUUUAAUGUAGGUGGAAGCAGUUUCUUCUAUCUUGCUGCUCGAGGAAAAGAAAACGUUUGCUAGUGGUUUAAUAACUUAGGAAAACACGUUUACAUUUUGCUUGAUAAAGAUUUUACAACGUGAAAACGAUGCAAAAAAUCGAUAAUUAAUAAGCCGUUGGUGAUCCAAGACAGCACCGUCUAGUGGAGUAUACUAAAAUUUGUAAGGGACAAUUACAUCUGUCUCAAUAAAGGAAAGGCCAUACUGCAAAUGAAUGAAAGAAUUCUUCUAUAAGGAUGAAAUGUAGAUUCAAGAAUUUGAUCUUUAUAUCAGUUGUCUUCUCUUCUUUUACCUAUAUAUUCUUUCUGCGAAGUUGGGGAGGUUUUGGUUCAAGUCAGACUAAUGGUGGUAAAUAUAGCAUUAUUCAACUAUUGCAAGGUAAAAGUAUUGUUAGCCCAAAAAGACUUCAGUGUGUUAAGGACAAGCUAGAAUUAUGGCCUGAGGAGAUAAGAAAAAUAUAUAAUGAAGAUAAUAUUGAACCUAUGGGAUGCUCAAGUGAAAGAGAUUGGAUUAUAGUUAUUAACGGUACACUACAAGUUCAAGUAACUGAUAUCACGGAUAUUCAAUGCCAAGCAACGCCAAUUGUAAGGGUAAAUGAUUUUACUGAGAGAGAGGAAGCAAAAAUUACUGGUUUGGUUGCUGGUUCGAAGAUACCGAGCGACUUCUUCCGACUUGAUUGUAUCGGAAGAAAGGAUAGUUUAACCAAAACAUUUAGAACCUAUUAUUCGGCAAUAAAGAAGAGAGAGAAAUUCCAAAAGAAUAAACGAAAAGCAAGUAGAAAGAAAUGGAAUGUACUUAUGUUUGGCUUUGAUAGUGUGUCCAGAAUGCAGUGGAUGAGAUUACUUCCGCAAACUCAUCACUAUUGGACUAAAGUCCUUAACGCAACUGUCCUAGAAUCUUAUAAUAUUGUUGGCGACGGCACUCCUCAGGCUCUUUUACCAAUUUUAACUGGCAAAACGGAAGUAGAAUUACCCGAGGCGAGGAGAGGUCAUGCAGAUGCGGUUCAAGUCGACAAUCACCCUUGGAUAUGGAAACAAUUUUCGAACGAUGGAUACGUCACCCAGUGGGGUGAGGACGGACAAAGCUUCGGUACUUUUCAAUUUAGAAUGCUAGGAUUUAAGGAUCCGCCAACCGACUAUUACCUGAGACCUUUCGAGAGGGCUGUUCAUAAGAAAUUCUGUUUGGGUUCGGUUCCAACUCAUAAACAGAUGACUAAUUGGAUUGACGAAUUAUGGAGAGUGUAUAAAGGAGAGGAGACGCCUAAAUUCUCAUUUCUAUUCCAUUCCGUAUAUACCCACGGCUAUACUAAGCAAUUAUCGAUAGCUGAUGAAGAUAUGAAGAAAUGGUUAAAGCACCUUAAGGACGAUAAUAUUUUGAAAAAUACCUUCGUCAUAUUAAUGGCGGAUCAUGGACCAAGAUUUCUUUCGCUUAGAGCCCAUAUUCAGGGAAAAUACGAAGAGCGAAAUCCAUAUUUUUCUAUUAGAAUACCCGACGACUUUGAUAAAAUGUAUCCCAAUGCCAGAGCAACGCUCCAACAAAAUGCCAACAGACUAACAACACCUUUCGACAUUCACGCUACCUUCGAGGAUAUUCUUAAUUUUGAUCCUUUCGAAGUUAUUGAUGAAAGGAAGAGAGGAUUAUCCAUCUUAAAAGACAUACCUUUAGAUAGGACUUGCAACAAAGCUGGAAUAGAAGCCCACUGGUGUUCGUGUCUCUCUUGGAAAAAAUUAAAAAUAACUGAUCCCUUAGUGACGAAAUCAGCCGAAAGUGUCAUAAGUCUGUUUAAUUCUCAUCUUGUGCCGUUUUCUAAGUCAUGUUCUAAGCUAAAGCUGGGUUCUGUUAUUUCCGCUUUAAAACUAGAGCAUAACAGCGAUGUAUUAAAAUUUAAAAAGAGUAGCGAUCAACAUGGUCGUGUAGCUGAUUUAUCAGACGAAAUGAAAGCAGAUGAUGCUCGUAUAAGGGUUGAUUUUAUCACCCUACCAAACAAUGGAAGGUACGAGGCGACCGUCAAAUUAAAUCUAAUUAAUAAUUCAUUAUCUGCGGAUAUGACCCAAAUAUCGAGGAUAAAUCGAUACGGUAAACAGCCCCAUUGCAUUAUGGAUAGAGUUCCAGAGCUUAGGCCUAUUUGUUAUUGUAUAGUCCAAUUAAACUAGUAAGAAUGAAACAAAAUCAUUACAAGAAUAUCAAAUGGGAAGGAAGAAAACUUCUUCUUUACAAGAAUAAAAGAACAUUUUUCGUUUUCGUUUCAUAUUUUCUACUAUUUUUAUCUUAUUUUUUAAAUAAAAUAUUUACCUAAA
This is a messenger RNA of Dimorphilus gyrociliatus, 2348 nucleotides long. Lineage: Eukaryota; Metazoa; Annelida; Polychaeta; Dinophilidae. The record is from the annotation of a GenBank genome assembly.